This is a messenger RNA of Nothoprocta perdicaria, 757 nucleotides long. It is a transcript of the gene RGS19, whose product is annotated as regulator of G protein signaling 19. Bases 92 to 691 code for a protein of 199 amino acids. The transcript is spliced from 5 exons. NCBI's taxonomy places the organism in Eukaryota, Metazoa, Chordata, Aves, Tinamiformes, Tinamidae. The record is from RefSeq and is a predicted model, not a curated record.
CGCCCACGGGACCCCCCGGCGCCCGCCGCCCGCCGUGCAUGAGGCUGCGACGCAGUACGCAGGACCCGCGUCCGCAGCGACACCCCUUCCGAUGUCCCGGCAUGAGGCUUCUCCGACAACGGUGCAACCCGCCAGCAACCACCGCCCCAACGCCUGCUGCUUCUGCUGGUGCUGCUGCUGCAGCUGCUCGUGGAACGAGGACCGGGAGCGAGCAUGGAGGGCGUCUCGGGAGACCAAACUGGAGCCCAUCCCAAACUGUGAAGCCUGCGCCAGGCCCACGGCCGAGGAGGUGCGGGGCUGGGCACAGUCCUUCGACAAGCUGAUGAAGAGCCCGGCGGGUCGCAACGUCUUCCGGGAGUUCUUGCGGACUGAGUACAGCGAGGAGAACAUGCUCUUCUGGCUGGCGUGCGAGGAGCUCAAGGGCGAGUGCAACAAGCACAGCAUCGACGAGAAGGCCCGCACCAUCUACGAGGACUACAUCUCCAUCCUGUCGCCCAAAGAGGUGAGCCUGGACUCGCGCGUGCGGGAGGUCAUCAACCGCAAGAUGCAGGAGCCGUCCUCGCACACGUUCGACGACGCGCAGCUGCAGAUCUACACGCUCAUGCACAGGGACUCGUACCCCCGCUUCCUCAACUCGGCCAUCUACAAGGCGCUGCUGCAGGGCGCCUCGCGCUCCUCCUCCGAGUCCUAGGCCCCGCCGCGACCCCCUUUUUAGCUUUUGACCCAGGAACUGGCUCAAGGUGCCGCGUCCGGACAG